AUGAAGGCCUUCACUGUCAUUGCUGUCAUCUCUACACUUGGCGUCGCCGCCGCCAUACCGGUUGCUAACGCCAUGCCGAACAGCGCCUUGAAGGAGCGCUCUCCCGACCCACUCGUCUUUGCGGCUGAGGAAGCAUUUGACAAGGACAAGCGUGGCGAAGCUGGGGUCGCUGAAACCGCCACUUAUUGGUGCUACCCUGGCUUAGGAUGCCGCAAGGCCGAUUAG
Messenger RNA from Exophiala bonariae, 225 nucleotides. RefSeq lists its product as uncharacterized. Lineage: Eukaryota; Fungi; Ascomycota; Eurotiomycetes; Chaetothyriales; Herpotrichiellaceae. The coding region runs from base 1 to 225 and encodes 74 amino acids. The record is from RefSeq and is a predicted model, not a curated record. The transcript is spliced from 2 exons.